Molecule: messenger RNA, 2925 nt
Organism: Adineta steineri
Lineage: Eukaryota; Metazoa; Rotifera; Eurotatoria; Adinetida; Adinetidae
Source: the annotation of a GenBank genome assembly
AUGGACUCGAAACCUUCAAAACCGAGCCUAAAAUUAUCUUAUGAAGCAACAGUGCCUCAUAUUCGUCAACUACGACAACGUAUGGCGCAAAACUAUCUUCUUCUAUGGGUAGAUACCACCAUCGACGAAACAAAUGAAGAUUAUGAGAAUGCAUUGAAACAAAUACAAACUAUUAUUGGUGGUGUCAAUAUCUUUAACCAACGAGAUGCAUGCAUCGACUUUCUUACAGAUGCUCAAGGAGACAUCAAGUCUUCUCUCAUUGUCAAGGAUACUAUGUUUCAACAAAUAAUGCCUCUCAUUAACGAUAUUCCUCAGCUGGAUGGUGUUUAUAUCUACAAUGAUAAGAAAACUUUACACGAAGAAUGGACAGAAAAAUGGCAAAACAUCAAGAGUACUCAUACCAAUAUUGAUGACUUAUGUCAAGGAUUACAAUCGGAUGUCAAGCAAUACAAUCAAAACUCAAUUGCUAUGAGUUUUAUCACCGUAAAUGAAAUGGCUUUAACUGAAGAUUUAAAUCAACUGGAGCCAACUUUUAUGUACACACAAAUAUUCAAGGAUAUUCUUCUUGAUAUGAAACAUGAUGAACAGGCUAUCAAAAACUUUAUUAUUUACUGUCGACAGGAUAAUUCAAAGUCGAAAAUCAAUAUUAAUCUAUUUGAAAAAGAAUACCGAGCUCAAUCAGCUAUUUGGUGGUAUACCUACCCAUCGUUUAUCUAUUCUAUGCUCAAUGAUGGUCUUCGCUUUAUGGAAGGUGAUACCAUUAUUAAUAUGGGUUUCUUUAUUCAUGAUCUUCACCAUCAGAUCCAGCAACUAUAUCAACAGCAGGUUAAUAGUUAUCAUGGCAAACCAUUCAUAGUCUACCGAGGACAAGGUUUAUCUAAACCAAAUUUCGAAAAACUCCAAAAAACGGAAGGUGGACUAAUAUCAUUUAACAGUUUUUUGUCCACCAGUGCAGAUAAAGAAGUGUCUCUUCAAUUUGCCGAAUGCGCUUCGACAGACCCGAAUAUGGUGGCCAUUCUGUUUAUAAUUUCCAUUGAUCCUUGUCUAAAAUCAACGCCAUUUGCCUUUAUCAAUGAUCUGAGCCAUUGUAAAGAAGAAAAUGAAAUUCUCUUCUCAAUGCACACCGUGUUUCGUGUGGGUGCGAUUGAACACAUGAGCAAUGAGAAUCAACUUUAUCAAGUUGAAUUACAAUUAACCUCGGAUGAUGAUCAACAAUUACGAUUACUUACUGAUCGGAUACGAGAAGAAGUUGGUGAUAGUACUGGAUGGAAAAGAUUGGGUAAUUUAUUACUUAAAAUUGGGCAAUUUAAUAAAGCUGAAGAACUUUAUAACGUAUUACUCGAACAGACAUCUAAUGAUGGUGAAAAAGCGAUUUAUCACAAUCAGCAUGGAUAUGUAAAAGAUGCGCAGGGUGAUUAUGAGAAGGCUAUUUGGUAUUACGAAAAAGCACUUGAAAUCUAUCAAAAAACUCUUCCUCCAAAUCAUCCUCAUUUCGCUACUUCAUACAGCAAUAUCGGUAGUGCACACGACUACAUGGGAGAGUACUCGAAAGCACUUUCAUUUCACGAAAAGGCAUUCGAAAUUUAUCAAAAAACUCUUCCUCCAAAUCAUCCUGAUUUCGCAACUUCAUACAACAACAUCGGCUUGGUGUAUGACAAGCUGGGAGAGUACUUGAAAGCACUUUCAUUUUACGAAAAAGCACUUGGAAUCCAAGAAAAAACUCUUCCUUCAAAUCAUCCUAUGUUGGCUACUUCAUACAACAGCAUCGUUAAUGUGUAUACUAAAAUGGGAGAGUACUCGAAAGCACUUUCAUUUUAUGAAAAAGGACUUGAAAUUCGACAAAAAGCUCUUCCUCCAAAUCAUCCUGAUUUCGCCCAAUCAUACAACAACGUCGGUAGUGUGUAUUAUAACAUGGAAGAGUACCCGAAAGCACUUUCAAUUUACGAAAAAGCACUUGAAAUCUAUCAAAAAACUUUUCCUUCGAAUCAUCCUAAUUUGGCUACUUCAUACAACAACAUUGGUUUGGUGUAUUCCAAGAUGGGAGAGUGCUCGAAAGCACUUUCAUAUUACGAAAAAUCACUUGAAAUUCGACAAAAAACUCUUCCUCCAAAUCAUCCUGAUUACGCCCAGUCAUACAACAACAUUGGUAGUGUGUAUGAUGAUAUGGGAGAGUACUCGAAAGCACUUUCAAAUUACGGAAAAGCACUUGAAAUUCGACAAAAAACUCUUCCUUCACAUCAUCCUUCUUUGGCUAGUUCAUACAACAACAUUGGUUUGGUGUAUUACACCAUGGGAGAGUACUCGAAAGCACUUUCAUUACUCGAAAAAGCCCUUGAAAUCUAUCAAAAAACUCUUCCUCCAAAUCAUCGUUUAUUGAGUACUUCAUACAACAACAUUGGUGGUACGUAUGACAGCAUGGAAGAGUACUCGAAAGCACUUUCAUAUUACGAAAAAGCACUUGAAGUUGAACAAAAACUCCUUCCUUCGAAUCCUUCUGGUUUAGCAGCAUCAUACAACAACAUCGGUUUGCUAUAUUUCAAAAUGGGAGAGCACUCAAAAGCACUUUCAUAUUGCGAAAAAGCACUUAAAACCUAUCAAAAAACUCUUCCUUCGAAUCAUCCUAAUUUGGCUACUUCAUACAACAAUAUCGCUAGUAUACAUUAUAAUAUGAAAGACUAUUCGAAGGCUCUUUUAUUUUUCGAAAAAGCCCUUGAAAUUCAACAAAAAACCCUUCGUUCAAAUCAUCCUGACUUGGCUGGUUCAUUCAACAACCUCGGUCAUAUGUGUUAUAAUACGAAAGAAUAUGCGAAAGCACUGUCAUAUUUUGAACAUGCUCUGGACAUAUGGCAGCGUGCCUUACCUCCAACUCAUCCAAAUAUAAAAACUGUGAAAGAGAGUAUUAUAGUUGUAAAAAAGAAACUAUAA